GCUGGCGAAGACUCCAGAAGCGGCCUCGGAAUCCGGGCUCUAGCGGGACGGGAAGGCGCGGGCGGCCCGUGUCGCCGAUGCGAACACGCACCCUCACCCUCCCUGCUUGGCCGCGUCUCUGCGACCAGGUAACCCAAUGAAAAAAGAAAAUGAAAGGCAUGAAGAAAAGUCUUACAGAAGAGUGUCUGUAUCUGGACUUCUCUCACCAAAUAGAAGGAUGCAUCUUUCCACUUCAUACAUCUGUAACUUUAUUUUUGUUAUCCUACUGUGACUGCAAAAGCUUUAAAGUUUGUUUUGUCCUCACCAGAGAAAGCACAGAUAUUCCACUACUUCAAAAUGUACUGUCCUCGGAUGUUGAAAUACAGGUUAUUUCAAGGCAAGAGCUUCCAUCAAUAGUCCAGAAUUGCUGUUUACCUGCAGUAGGAGAAAAACCAGACAAUUUCUGUAGAGCAGGACUUGCUGUUGUCCUGAGACACAUAAUCCAGAAAUCAUACGAAGCAGACCCCUCAAAGAAGGAAAUUUUGGAACUUCUGGGUUUUAAAAAGACUUGCUUGAAAGCCUGUGCUGAAGUUAGUCAGUGGACCAGGCUAUGUGAACUCACCAUCCCUUUAGCUAUUGAGAAUUUUCUCAAAGAAUCUUCUGACCAGCACCCAACCAUCCCUGCAGAAAUACGACAGCUAGAGAAAAAGCUCAGUGAGCCUGUGAGAGUGCAUAAUGAUGACAAACUCCGCCGGCUGAAGCUGAAGCAACAGGAGGCGGCCGGAGCUGGGCCUCCCCUGGCUAAGGAAAAAGCUAUGAGCCAGGUCCACAGUCAGGAAACCUCUAAAGGGUUAGAGUCUUCAUCCAAGAGCCUGGAACUGAAAGUGGCGUUCUCAAAACUCACAGUACAAGACGAACCAGCUACUACCAACAGGGAGCCUUCUCACAUCAGAAAAGCAAAGGCUUCUGACCUCCCACCUCUGGAGCACGUGUUUGCAGAAGGCCUUUACUUCACUUUGGCAGAUAUCGUGCUCUUGCCCUGUAUCCAUCAUUUUUUGUUAAUUAUCUGCAAGAAACUUUCUGAAAAGCUGGUAGAAUUUCCACUGCUUUCCGCUUGGUACCAGAGGAUUCAAGAAGUGCCAGGAGUGAAAACAGCAGCUUCUCACUGUGGGAUCCACUUUCUCCAUUUACCAGAGUUGCUGAGCACCUCAAAUGAACAGCAUCCAAACUUAAAUGAGGUCCCAGGUGUAGAGGAGCAAAAUGAUCCUUCAUUUAUUGGAGGACCGAGACCCACUAUGACCAAGUUAAUGGAAAAAGGCAUUGAAGUGAUGUUUUCUCCUCACCCUUGCCCUACUUGGACCCUUGAUUGGAACAGUCUUCCUGCAGCAGUGAGCCCAAAGGAAGGUAAAAUGUCCUGUGAUCGAGCUUUGAGGAAGCAGCAACAGUUAAACAACCUUGUGUAUGUGGUGACAAAUCAAGCCAAACCUGGUGACAGAAUUGUGGAUUUCUGCAGCGGUGGGGGCCAUGUUGGGAUUGUGCUUGCUUACACGCUGCCAUCAUGCCAGGUUAUAUUAAUAGAAAACAAGGAAUUGUCAUUAAUUCGUGCUAAGAAGAGAAGUGAUGACCUAGGUCUAAGCAACAUUUGGUUCAUUCAAGCAAAUAUGGAGUAUUUUACGGGGAUGUUUAAUAUUGGGGUGGCGUUGCAUGCUUGUGGAGUGGCAACAGACAUGGUGAUUGAGUACUGCAUCAAAACACGGGCGUCCUUUGUCACAUGCCCUUGCUGUUAUGGUUUCAUUCAGAACACCUCAAAGUUUAAUUUUCCAAAAAGUGAACAAUUUAAGAAAACUUUAUCAUACAAGGAACACAUGAUUCUGUGCAGAUUUGCAGAUCAGACAGCUGUCCAGCUUCCACCCGAACGAAGGCUCAUAGGAAAACAGUGCAUGUGCCUGGUGGACCUGGACCGAGCCAGAGCUGCAGGAGAACGUGGCUACUUCGCUCAAGUGAUAUCCAUGGAGCCAGAGAGCUGCUCUCCCAAAAAUAACAUGAUCGUGGGAGUCCCCACUUAGAACAAGAUAUUCACGUUUGAUGUUUUGCCAUCCGUCUUCCCGAUGAAAGCCCAGUGGCAUUCAGGAGGUUCUUGGCAUAACUCGUAAGCAGCAUUAGCCAUCUUGAACCUAUUGUGCUCAGGAAGGAAAGCAGCAGGAAAAUCUUUGAAGAAAGACUGCCUGCAAAGCGUCACAAAUGCUCUUAUAAUGUGUGAUUAAAAGACCACUGGUUUUCAUAGUGAGGAUCGCCUGAAGUCUCGGUUGCCAGCAGAAUAAUGGUCACUAAUGGAGGUUCCAUCACUGCAAUUACAAUUUCCUUCUCAGUUCACAGCUUUUCUGAUGUGGCCAAUGUGGUGUUCAAUUCAAAACAAUGUACUUGCAGCCUUUAUAACCAUGUUGGAUAUUAAAGAAGAGAUACCAAGGUAGAUUCAGUGGGAUUUGUUUGUUUGUUUUUUAUAUUUCUAACAAUUGUACUUUUUCUACAUUUUUUUUAAAAUCUAGGUAAUUACAGUGUGGUUAUACUUUAAAGCUGGGGUGAGUUGGACUUGCAUAUCAUUACAUAUACUUAAUUUAAAUAUAUUCUUAUAAAUUACCCAAUGAGAUUAUUGCUGGUUCAAACAUUUUAUAUGAAGACACUAUGAAAUAAUUGCAAUGAAUUUCCCUUUAUGAGAACCCAUAACGUGGACAUAAAUUCUAACUCAUCAGUAAAUGCACUGAUAAAUUAAUUCAAGUCUAUAAAUAAAAAUAAUUAUUGGGGAUCCAUUCUUUUUAAGACUCUGGCCUAGAUUCUUCUAAGGAUACAAAGAUAAGUUGCAAGAGAUACAACAUUUUGCCUAUGAAAGUAAAUGAGCUAGAAGAGAAAGAUUAAUGAAUUCGUUAACUUCUUUAUAUAUAUGUGGUCACAGGAUUUGUUUUUUCAGAUAUUAAUCAUAUAUAUUUUUUUAUUUGUUGGUAAAACAUAUUGAGUAUAAAUUAUAAAUUGGAGGUGGGAGGAGCACAGAGUAUAGAAGCGUAUUUGAAUAGCUAUCGCUACCCAAAUUCUUAUUUCACCAGCCAAAGUUUUUAAAGACAGAUGGUAUGUCCUUUCUCACAGGCUGCUAAUUAUUUAAUUUUUGCAUGUCCUAGGUUAUUCCAUUUGAGAUAAGAUUUAUUUCAUCAAUUUUGAUGUUUCCAACCCAGCAUGACACAUACCAUGAGAAGAAAGGACUUUAAGAAAUAACUCUUUCAUCUCUGUGGAUUAAAAUACAGGAAUAAUAUAUGAAUGGGGGGGGGGCACUGAACUCGUGUUUUCUGGGAUAAUAUUUGAGAAAAGAAUUAAUCAUCAGUCCUGAGUAUUUUAGUCAUUUGAACCUACAAACAUACCAUGCUCUUUUAUCCUAGGCUUUCUUAUUUUAAUUGAGGUAUAAUUUACAGACAAUAAAAUAACGACGUUAAGUGUUCAGUUUCAGAAGUUUUGACAACUGUAUACACCCAUGCAACCACCAGCAGAAAUAAGAUGUAGACUAUUUCCAUUAGCAUAGAAAGUCCUCUCAUGGCCCUUUAAGUUCAAUAUCCCCCAUCCCAAAGGCAACCACGCUCUGAUUUUUAUCACUCUACAUUUGUUUUGCCUUUUUUUGUCCUUUAAAUAAAUCAAGUAAUGUAGUAUGUAGUCUUUUGUGUCUGGCUUCUUUUGCUUCACAGUGUUUUUUGAGAAAUAGUCACGUCGUUAUGUGCAUCAAUCAUUUCUUCUUAUUCCUACAUAAUAUUCCAUUAUAUAAAUGUAUCAAAAUGUGUUUAUCCAUUCUCCUAUUGGUAUUUGGAUUGUUCUCACUUUGAGAAUAUUAUGAAUAAGUCCUAUGAAUAUUCUUGUACAAGUGUUUUUGUGAGUAUAUAUGUUUUCAUUUCUCUUGAAUAAAUAAAUACCUAGUAGUAGAAUUGCUGGGUCAUUGAAUAAAUGCAUGUCAGUUGCCAAACAAUUUUUCAAAGUGAUUGUACCAUUUUAUAUUCCCACCAGCAACAUAUGAAAGUUUUAGUUCUCCAUUCCCUCACCAACAUUUGCUAUUUAUUGUCAGUCCUUUUGAUUUUAACCAUUCUGGUGGAUGUGAAAUGGCGUCUCAUUGUGGUUUUAAUUUUCAUUUUUCUGAUGACUAAUAAUGUUACUCACCAUUUAUAAAGUGUCUUUUCAAGUUUUUUGCUCAUUUUUAAAAUUACUAGGUCAACUGGGGUUUUUAUUGUUGAUUCACAAGAGUUCUUUACGUAUUCAGGGUAUAAGUCCUUUGUCAGAUAUAUGUAUUGAGAAUAUUUUUCUGUCUGUGGCUUACCUACUCAUGUUCAUACUGAAUGCUUUAAUUUUCAUAAAGCCUAAUUUAUAUCAUUUUUAUGGCUAAUAUUUUGUAUGUCCUCUCUAAUAAAUCUUUAUCUACCCUAAGGUUAUGAAGAUUCUUCCUACAAUUUCUUAUAGAAACUUUAUGGUUCUAGCUGUUUACAUUUAAGUCUAUGAUUUAUCUGAAAUCAAUAUUCACAUAUAGAGGUAAGUAGGUUUUGAGGAAUAUACAGUUUGGCACCAUUUGUUUAAAAACUUUCCUUCUCAUGCUCUCUUAGGCAGCACGUAUACUAAAAUUGGAACGAUACAGAGAAGAUGAGUGUGGCCU
Rhinolophus ferrumequinum (greater horseshoe bat) is the source of this 4654-nucleotide messenger RNA. It is a transcript of the gene GSTCD, whose product is annotated as glutathione S-transferase C-terminal domain containing. Bases 150 to 2045 code for a protein of 631 amino acids. The transcript has 12 exons. Lineage: Eukaryota; Metazoa; Chordata; Mammalia; Chiroptera; Rhinolophidae. The record is from RefSeq and is a predicted model, not a curated record.